AUGCCUGCUCUUGCAGAUGGGGCCAUCUUGGCUUGCAGGUUGCCAGAAGGCGGGGCUUCACUGGGCUUGAAGCAGCCUUCAGUUUGCUGGCUUCUUUGGCCUUGUAGGGAGGUCACGCUUAUUUGGAGCCAUGCCGAUUCCAAGUUUCACAGCCAUCCAUCUCUGCGCUUGCGUUAUUUGCAGUUGCAAGCUCGUAGCUUGAGCCACGUGGUUGUUCCUUGCAAAGUGAGCUGCCGUUUCAGAUGGGGCCAUCUUGGCUUGCAAGUUGCUAGGAGGUCAGGCUUCGCUGGAGCAGCGAUCAAACAGCCCAUGAAGAAACCCUAG
Molecule: messenger RNA, 324 nt
Organism: Effrenium voratum
Lineage: Eukaryota; Dinophyceae; Suessiales; Symbiodiniaceae
Source: the annotation of a GenBank genome assembly